Colletotrichum destructivum is the source of this 1673-nucleotide messenger RNA. RefSeq names its product Putative acyl-CoA oxidase/dehydrogenase, middle domain, acyl-CoA dehydrogenase/oxidase. The coding region runs from base 1 to 1374 and encodes 457 amino acids. Lineage: Eukaryota; Fungi; Ascomycota; Sordariomycetes; Glomerellales; Glomerellaceae. Gene Ontology annotation, cellular component: cytoplasm. The record is from RefSeq and is a predicted model, not a curated record. Gene Ontology annotation, molecular function: acyl-CoA dehydrogenase activity; flavin adenine dinucleotide binding. Gene Ontology annotation, biological process: fatty acid beta-oxidation using acyl-CoA dehydrogenase. The transcript has 4 exons.
AUGCCUUCCGACAAGGCCGUCGCGGAGCCGUUUGGCAACCGCGCUCCGUUUGCGGAACCGUCGUGGUACAACGCCCUGGCUUCGCCGUAUUACAAGGAAUCCCAUCGACGGGUGCGCGAUCACGUUCGACGAUACGUCGACGAGCACAUCGCGCCGAAUAUCCAAGAGUGGGAGGAAAACGGGCACGUGCCGGACGAGGCCCGGCUCCGGUACGCCCGGGCGGGCCUGGCGUUUCCUGAGCUGCCGGGCGAGUACCGGGGAGGUGUGCCCUUGCCGGGCGGGGUUCCCAUUGAGGGUGACUUUUUUUUUCUCUCCCGUUAUUCGGCUGGAGAAUGUUUUCUGCUAACGUCGAUUCUGUCCCUAGAAUGGGAUACUUUCCACUCCCUUGUCCUGGGCUAUGAGCUAAGCAAGAUAUGGGCCGCCGGCGUGUCGGCGGGCCUCUCCGGCGGCACGACCAUCGGGGUUCCUCCGGUCAUCCACCACGGCACCGAUGAGCAAAAGAAACGCUGGCUCCCAGGGAUCUUUACCGGGCAGACAAGCUUUUGUCUCGGUUGCACAGAACCUACCGGUGGGUCAGACCUAGCAAACCUAAGAACCACGGCGGUCAAGACGGAUGAUGGCCGAUACUACGUCGUGAAUGGUCACAAGAAAUGGAUCACGGGCGCCUUGCGAGCGACUCACAUGACAACUGCCGUUCGGACGGGGGAGCAGGGAACAGGCGGGAUCUCCGUCCUCGUCAUCCCUCUCGAUCUCCCGGGGAUCUCACGGCGCAAGAUCAAUAACACCGGCUGGAAUGCAGGGGACAGUACAUGGGUGACGCUCGAGAACGUCAGAGUACCCGCGGACCACCUCAUUGGGCAAGAGAAUUCCGGCUUCCGCUACAUCAUGACAAACUUCAAUCGAGAGCGUUUUCUCCUCGCGGUGCUCAUGAACGGGCAAGCCCGGAUUUGCCUCGAAGACGCGUGGGCCUACGCCAUGGACCGCCAGACCUUCGGCAAGCCCCUGAUGGCCCACCAGAGCAUCCGCCAUAAGCUCGUCGCGAUGGCGCGCUACAUCGAGUCGCACUGGGCCUGGCUCGAGCAGAUCGCGUACCACGCCCAGCGGGCGGACGGCGGGCGCAUGGGCGCCGAGCUGGCGUCGCGGAUCGCGCUGGCCAAGGUCCAUGGCGGGCGCCUGCUGGAGCUCGCGAACAGGGAGGCGCAGCAGGUCUUUGGCGGCGCGGCGUACCAGCGUGGCGGGGUCGGCGCGCGGAUCGAGCAGAUCGGCCGGGACCUGAGGGUGAACAUCGUCGGGGGCGGCAGUGAGGAGAUCAUCUCGGACUUGGCUGUGCGGCAGGAGAUUGGCGCGGCCGUGGGCAGGGGCGCCAAACUGUGAUGGGCUGCAAGAAUGGUUCAACGCUGGGCUGGUUGUGAUGUUCUGGGUACAAAUUGGCCUGUUCUGUGCUUUUGAUACCGUCUUGCUACCACUGUUGUUUGUGUCUCGUCCACUUACACCAUCUGGACUGUUGGGAGUAUAGGGUGAUGGAUUGGGUUAUUGAAAUGGUCCAUUCUGUCCACAACCGGUAUUCAGAUUGUUGGGACAAAAGUUAAAGCCUAAACAGCUGUAAACUUUGACGUUGUUUCUACAUCAUUUUUCUUAGGGGAAGUUGGGAAGUACUAGAGCAAGUUUUGAAU